Messenger RNA from Cynocephalus volans (Philippine flying lemur), 559 nucleotides. Its product is annotated as non-secretory ribonuclease-like. Gene Ontology annotation, molecular function: nucleic acid binding; RNA nuclease activity. The transcript has a single exon. Lineage: Eukaryota; Metazoa; Chordata; Mammalia; Dermoptera; Cynocephalidae. Gene Ontology annotation, biological process: chemotaxis; innate immune response in mucosa; defense response to Gram-positive bacterium. The coding region runs from base 86 to 559 and encodes 157 amino acids. The record is from RefSeq and is a predicted model, not a curated record.
GCCUGCAGGGUGAGACAGGAAAGAGUGUGUCAGAACUGAGACAGGAUGCAGGAGUAGUUACUUCUCUUCUUUUCUUGCAGGAAACAUGGUUCCAAAGCUGUGCAAUUCUCAACUUUGUCUGCUUCUAUUGGGGAUGCUGGGAAUACUUAUCUCAGUCCAUGCUCAACCGGGUAAUUUAACGUGGGCUCAAUGGUUUAACAUCCAGCACAUAAACAUGACCUACUCCCGAUGUAACAAUGCAAUGCUGGUAGUGAACAACUACAAAGGAAGAUGCAAAGACAAGAAUACUUUUCUUCAUACAACUUUUGCUGCUGUUGUUAAUGUUUGUGGUGCUUCAAAUACAACCUGCUUUAACAAAAAAACAAAUUGUCACAAUAGCUCAGUUCAGGUGCCCUUAAUCUACUGUAACCUCACUGGACCUCCAUCACCUGUUGUUGCAAACUGCAGAUAUACACAGACAACAGCACAGAUGUUCUAUAGAGUUGCUUGUGAGAAUAGAUCACCCCGGGACAAUGCCACAUAUCCUGUGGUUCCGGUUCACUUGGACUUGAUCUUCUAA